Molecule: messenger RNA, 2216 nt
Organism: Helianthus annuus (common sunflower)
Lineage: Eukaryota; Viridiplantae; Streptophyta; Magnoliopsida; Asterales; Asteraceae
Exons: 1
Coding region: 282-1973 (563 amino acids)
Biological process (GO): positive regulation of growth
Source: RefSeq, a predicted model, not a curated record
ACAGUGGUGCAGUUGAGUUAGCAUUGUCUUCAUUCAAACUGUCAUUUCCCCUCUUCAAAUAUCCCCCAAAUUCUCCCUCCAUCUUCACCUCCAAAACCCUAAUUUCACCAUUCAUUCUUCCAAAUUCUCCAUUUCUCAACACAAUUCAAUCACAUAUUUCUCAAUUAAACCUCCAAUUCCACCCCAUUCACCCUCCAACACAUCACAAUCGCUCCAAUUCUGACCAGAUCUACUGCGUUUUUCUGUGUGUUGAACAUCUCACAGAUCUCUUACACUCAACAAUGGUAGCUGAACCAUGGCUAGUCAGAUUAGGCAAUCAAAUGACUUCGAAACACUCGAAUCAAUCGAAACAAUCGAAACAAUCGAAGAACAACAAGCAUGAAGCUAAUCAAGCCGUUGAAACGAUCGGAAUCUUAUCAUUCGAAGUGGCGAACGUGUUGUCAAAAACCGUUCAUCUCCACAAAUCGUUAACAAACGCCGAAAUCUACAAAUUGAAAACCAAGAUUAUUAACACAGAGGGUGUAAAAACCCUAGUUUCGUCAGACGAAACGUAUCUUCUAGAACUCGCGGUAUCCGAGAAGCUAGAGGAUUUGAAUAUCAUUGCUGGAGUUGUAUCCAGGCUUGGUAGGAAGUGUACGGUCACACAACUGCAAGGGUUUCAGCAUGUGUAUAAUGAUAUUGUUACUGGAGUUAUCGAUGUUGGUGAAUUAGGGUUUUUAGUGAAGGAUAUGGAUGCAAUGGUGAGGAAAAUGGAGAGGUUUGUUAAUACAACUGCUAGUUUGUAUAGUGAAAUGGAGGUGUUGAAUCAGUUAGAGGUCGCGAAGAAUAAGUUUCAGCAGAAUCAGCACGAGGAAAGCCGGAAAGCGUUUGAGCAGAAAGUGGUGUGGCAGAAGCAGGAUGUGAGGCAGUUGAAGGAUGUUAGUUUGUGGAAUCAGAGUUUUGAUAAGAUUGUAGAGAUGCUUGCUAGAACGGUUUGUACGCUUUAUGCGCGUAUUUGUUUGGUUUUUGGUGAGACCAUUGCGAGACGAGAGAUGUUUUCGAAUAGUUCGGGUUCGGUUUCGAGGGGAAAUUUGGGAAGUUUACAGUCGCGCAGUGUGAAAUCUGGUGGUGGUUUUAGUAAGGUUUCUAAGGCUCAGGCGGGAUUGAAAAAGGGGGAAAUGUCGUCGUUUAAAGGAGAAGAUUUUAGUUUUGCUUGCGGGUUGGGACCGGGGAGAUUGUUUAUGGAAUGUUUAAAUAGGAACGCUUCGGUUUCAAAGUUGGAUGAUUUUGACGAUGGUUCUGUUACAAAAGGUGAUGAUGUAAGCAGCCAGGUUUCCGGUUCUUGUAGUGUGGCAAGCAGCGUAAGAAAAGAUAUCACGAAUCAUCCGGAUUUACAAACUCGGGUUCCAGGAGAACAAAGACGGGUUAAAACGAACGGGGUGAGCGGGUUUAAAACGGAUCCGAAAAACCAGCUAGUGGUACAAGCUUCUCAAAACACUAUUGGAGGGUCUGCGUUAGCGUUGCAUUAUGCUAAUGUUAUUAUCGUGAUCGAGAAAUUACUUCAAUACCCGCAUUUAGUAGGUGAGGAAGCUAGAGAUGAUUUGUAUCAAAUGUUACCAACAAGCUUACGGUUGGCGUUGAAGACGAGUUUAAAGUCUUACGUGAAAGAUCUAGCGAUAUACGAUGCGCCCCUUGCCCAUGAUUGGAAAGAUAGGCUUGACGGGAUUCUCGCUUGGCUUGCACCUUUAGCACACAACAUGAUUCGGUGGCAAAACGAGAGAAAUUUCGAGCAACAACAAAUUGUUUCACGAACCAACGUUCUUCUUCUGCAAACGUUGUAUUUUGCAGAUAGAACGAAAACAGAGGCAGCCAUUUGCGAGCUUCUUGUGGGGUUGAAUUAUAUUUGUCGUUACGAGCAUCAACAAAACGCGUUAUUGGAUUGCGCAAGCAGUUUUGACUUUGAAGACUGCGUGGAAUGGCAAACGCAAUAUUGAGCUUCGUGGUGGAUAUAUUGGAUUUGUGUGAGUGACGUUUUCGCUUUCUCCCAUUAUAUGUUGUGAAUAUUAGAAGUUUUGGCUUUGAAUAGAUUUUUAGCCAUUGUAAUUUGUAUGCAUGAGUUGUUUUAUGUACUUUGUUACAAGGCAUAUCAUAUCUCUUUGCCUUUGAAGUACAUAAUUUAACUUGACAACAGUCUACCUUAUUUAAACCUAUAACAUAUUUAACUGUUUGUCAGUUUC